Messenger RNA from Chondrus crispus (carragheen), 1121 nucleotides. RefSeq lists its product as hypothetical. Bases 1 to 957 code for a protein of 318 amino acids. The transcript has 2 exons. The record is from RefSeq and is a predicted model, not a curated record. Lineage: Eukaryota; Rhodophyta; Florideophyceae; Gigartinales; Gigartinaceae.
AUGUCCCAGAGAAUACUUCUCUCGCUCCUGGUCCCGCUGCUCCUUACUGUCCUUACUCUCGCCAGUCCUUCGCCCCAACUCGUUGACACCGUAGCCAAGCCUGCGACCGCCCCUUCAUGGGCGCUCUCCACGCGCCAAAGUUCUGAAAACGGGGUCAACAUCAUCGCUGGUAGCACCGGCUCCGCUACGGCUUACGGCUCGGAAGUGCACGUCAUCUCAGACACGGAGCUUGGAACCUUUGGCCUGGCCGGUGACGACCUCAAAGCCGCUGUGGGGGCCUAUGCGGGCCGCGAGCCCAACGACGCCUUUGUGCGCAGCCCGACCCCUUGGGACGACCUGUACACGAAAUACAGUUGGCCACAAGUGACGACAACGAUCCGGCCGGUCAGCGCCGAAGUGAUUGACCAAAGCGUGGAACCUGUGAUCGUGGCCGAGGUGCCGUUCAACAACACGUCGUCGCAGACGGCGACAUUUGACGCUUCGGCCAACCAGGAAGUGCGCAACACGGUGAGCACGAGCUGGAGCAACUCUGGGUCGUUCACGUUCACGCAGACGAUGAAUUACGAGGUGGAGUUCCAGGGUACUGGCGGCGGGGUCGAGACGAGCUUCGGGUUCUCGAGGGGGUGGGGCGAGUCCGGCGAGGAGUCGCAGACGAUCGUGGUCGGGCUGACGUCGGGCGCUUCUGUGGAGCUCGAGCCGGGAGAGGCGGUGUUUGCAACGAUCCGAGCAUCCCGGGGAGCGAUGAAGGUCAGGGUGACUUACUUGGCGACGGUUGGCGGGUUGGUGGCGUGCAACUACAACCCCACGCAUAACGACCAUCACUUUUGGGCAUACGAUGUUAAUGGGGUGCUCAGAGCCAAGGAGCUCCCCACGGAAAGGCUGGUCACGCAGGAGAUUGAGGUCGGAUAUUUCUUUGACUCUUACGUGGAGACUUCGGAUGUUAGCCGUAUUCGUUGAUCAUGGUGUGCUUCUUGGAUGACUUCAAUAGAACUGGCAAUCGUUCACGAGAUAUCCAUUGCGACGGUAAAGCAUGUAGCAGUACGACACUGAUAGAGAGCCCUGGGCUUUCUAGUAUCGACCGACCAUAUCCAUAAAUUAUGCUUUCGAGCGCUUUUUCAGCA